AUGGAAUUGGCUACUAGCCACACCCACAUGUACGCUCCGGCUCCUCAUCAGCCACAGCAUCAUCCGCAGCAGGAGAGAGUGGCGUAUCACCACUCUACGAGCGGUGGUCAAGCACCCACUGCCAUGAUGGCCAUGGAUCAGGAGGGAUCAUCCCCUUUUCUGUACAGCAGAAAUAACGGCCAUCAUUACAACCUCCCACAGCAUCAAGUCAACAACAACGCUAAUAGCACGAACAACAGCAACAACAAUCGUCCUCAGAUGAGCCCUACUUUCUACUCUAGGUCAAGCCCGAUUGCCAUUAUUCAUAACCCAGAAAACCCCGAUCAAGCCGCCAAAUUACGGUGGCAACACCCAAUGUACGACACGAGCGAUGACGAAAUGGACGACGACGAAUUCUUUCAAUCAGGAGUGUCGGUACAAACACUCACGUCACCAACAGAGGCUCCUCCUCGAGUGUCAGGACCGCAAUCCUUGCCCACCUCUCUUCUAAGAGCUCCCAAAUUGGAAUCACAACCUGCUCAGGAUUAUAGACUGCAUCAUCUGGCAACCUUGCCUCCACCUAUGUGUCUCAAUGGUUCUAUGGACGUUACCUCAUCCACACUGAAGAACGAUCAUUCCAACAAUAUCAGUGGAUCUCCCCCCAGAGAUACAAACAGCAGCACGGCUGUUAUUAGUCAAACCUACGUGGGGAAACCAAAAUACUUUUCAUCCUAUGGUUCCUUGAGGGAGUCACACUUGACGGGACGAUUUGGAGGAACAGGACACAACCAACCAGAGGUACAACAUGAUCCUGAUAAUCACAACACCACUGUGCGGUUCGAGCCACCUCCUACACUAAUACCACCACGCAAUCCACCCACAAACUUGACAUUAAUACCACCACGCAAUCCUCCCCCAGAUUUGGUAUUGCCACCCACGGCAGCCGCAGCAGAUAAUAUGCAGACAGAGGAUUCCCCUGCUCAAGCAGCAACAACACUGCCAGGAGGAGGAGACAAUUCGCAGAACAGCUCACCCGCAGCAGCAAAGCCCCUAUCCAUUCGAGACCGCAUGAUGCAAAAGGCACAGCAACAACAAAAGGAAAAGGAAGAAUCCAAUGAGCAAGAAGAUGGCGCAAGCAACAAUAAAGCAGCAUCGUCUCUUUCAGCCAUGUUGGAAGCAUCCGAGCAAGAUUAUCAAGCAAACGACCAAAGCAGGGCCUUCCAGGAUGACCUCAUGGGCUCUGCUUCAACAGCUAAAUCAGCAGAACAAUCUGCAAUGGAGCGGCAACCAGCAUUGCAUAGAUCAAGUUUGGGACCGGGUAUUUUGCCAGAGGGAAUUGCCCAGGCUGUGGCAAUUUCAUACAGUAGCAACCUGCACUUGUUCGCUUCUAGUCAUCAACAGCAGCAUCAGACGCAAGAACCAGACGAUCGUUCUUCGUCGGCCAUGUUGUCGUCUUCCAUGACAGGCCUGGAAUUACUGCGGGCAGCAUCCAAAUCAAAACCACCAGAGCGGCCUACUAGUUUGAGCAUCCUACGGGAUGCGACGCAGGGAUCAAUAUUGCAAAGACCUCCUCCUGCGGCUGCUCCAUCGGAUGGAACCCAGAUGGAGUCGUUUCAACUCAUCAGUCGGACCAUGUCGGAACCUAAUGCAAGAACAGGACCUCCCACGCCGAGUCCUACGACGAUGGCAUCUCCGGACAACACUGAACCUCCUCGUGGCAUGGUCCAUCUCUCGAAUGGCCGUGCUUUGAUACCUCCCAGUAAGACAACGGGGUUGUCUGCGGCGAUACAGCAACACGACGAGGCGGUGCAACGGCAACAGCAGCAACAACCGCAUGCACAGCAGCAUUCAUUCACGCAACAACAGCAGCGGCCUCAAGCGCUUGUUGGAACGUAUUCCUUCAGCACAUGGGGCACUCCUAUGGCGCCAGCUCCAAUAACGAGUACUUUUGGCAGUGGCCACAACCCGCCAUACGGCACUCAUUCUACUGGUACGGGCCACAAAGAGCCAAACCCAGAAACUCAAGGUGCCUUUGACAUGGACUUGGAGUGA
Seminavis robusta is the source of this 2031-nucleotide messenger RNA. NCBI's taxonomy places the organism in Eukaryota, Bacillariophyta, Bacillariophyceae, Naviculales, Naviculaceae. The record is from the annotation of a GenBank genome assembly.